UGUCAGCUCUAUAAAUAUCUUCGCCUUUUAGAGGUUUUGUCCAUUCAGGUUUAGUUUUGUGCGUGCGUUUCUGCUCUGAGAGGCGCAUUUAUUGGAUAUAACUUUGUAAUGUGGAUUCAGUGAGUUAUUCCAGGGACAUUAUGGCGACCACGAAAUGCAUUUCAAUUUCCAGAGUAUUUGGGUCGUUGUUGGAGGUCAACAAUACUCGCCAGACAAGGACUCCUUGGUGAAUCAACAACAACAGCUUGUUCACUAAUACCCAUCCGUUGCAUCAACGCAUACGAAAAAUUCGGAGAAGUUCUGCAAAACAGUAGGAACAAGAACCCGAGGAAUAUGGAGGAAGCUGAAAGAAUAGGCCUAACUGGGAGGCUGAAGAAAAGUCGGAUGUACGCCCAGUUCAACUAUCAGGAAUGGAGAUAUCCACGGAAGGAGAGAGCAAUAGAUGUAUCUUCUACAAAAAUGGUAUUCAGAGAAUAUAAACCUAAAGAUGAUAUGAUGACCCGACUAAGAGCGCCGAGAAAAGAGUUUGAAGAUUUAAGAACUGAUAAAAUGAGCCAUCGACAGAUAAAGAAAAGAGUGCCGACUUUCCACCGUAGGCGUUUCCCAGCUGAAGCUCACGAGAUUUAUAUCAAAGCCCAUGAACUUUUAAACACAGAGAAUUGGACUUUGCCAAAGAAGCAAGACACAGAGGAAGCGUUGCAUGGUCUUGUGACGGAAUUCGCUUAUCCAACAAUGCUGGAAGGAUUAGACGUGAAGACGAUCAACUGGAAAUUUGUGGAAACCAUUGAACCUCCGAGAACAGUUCAAAUCAUAUGUUUGCCGAUGAUGCAUGAUGAGAACUUCUAUGGCCAAGUCACUGUGAGGUUCCAUACACGACAGCUUCUGACCAUACACGAUCGUUUUGGUCGACUGAUGGUUGGCUCACCGGAUGUCGCUAGAGAUAUCUUGGAAUAUGUCACCUUUGAACGACAUGUUGUGGAUCCGUACGGAAAAUGGAGAAUCCAUGCGAAACGGGCGGCUCAGAAUAAAAGCAUUGAUGAAAUUGAAAAGACGGUCGCGAUAGUUCGACGUAAACCGCAACGUUCAGAAGCUGAGGAAUGGAAGAAGGAACAAGUGGAAGAUCACAGAUAUAUAUGGUUCCCUAAGAGGGAGGUUCUACUUCGACGGAAAAACAGAGCCGCCAGGCCAUACAUCGGAGCACAGGAGCUCCAAAGAAGAAAAAAGUGGAGAGUACUGAAUAUUUUAAAACCUCGGAAACUAAGAAUGAAACGAAAAUAUUUGAGAGUCGUCAGCAGAAAGUCAGCAAAAGUUUACGAAAUGAGACAACGUGGGGAACUCCCCUCACCUCCUGCGUGAGAUUAAAAAAUUCUGAAAGGGGAAUUCCCAGAUACUAUUUCAGGUGGUUUCCCUAUGUUUUUUGGAUUUCUCUGCUGAUGACUUGCUGGAAUUCCCCCUCCCCAUAACAAAAAAGAAGGAUAUCAGAGCUUCCAAUGUGGGGAACUCCCCUCACCUCCCUCCUGACAUUGAAAAUCCUAAAAGGUGGAUUCAUAGGCGGUAUCCCUAUGAUUUGUUGUGGAUUUAUCUUGUUUCUCUGCUAAUGACUUGCUGGAAUUCCCCCUCAUAAUAAAAGGAGGAAUAUCGGGCUUCCAAAUAAGCAACAGUGCCUGUUCAGAGACUUGUAUGGAGGUAAACUUCAUCUCAGUUACAAAGCCUAUCACAACACUGAUUUUGGUUACAUUAUGUCACACACCUUUAUACCAUCGCGAAUAAAACUUUGGAAUAAAUAA
This is a messenger RNA of Styela clava, 1787 nucleotides long. RefSeq lists its product as uncharacterized. The record is from RefSeq and is a predicted model, not a curated record. Gene Ontology annotation, cellular component: mitochondrion. Lineage: Eukaryota; Metazoa; Chordata; Ascidiacea; Stolidobranchia; Styelidae.